AUGGAGACUAAUUCCGACGUGACGGAAAUAAAGUAUGAGCUGCUGUUGGUUCACAUUGAGCGGUGCGAGCGGCUGUUGCGUCAUCCGACUUUGCUCAGCCGCCUACCUGACGGAGGUGAGGGCAUUCGUCAACGCCACGCCUUGUACGUUGCAGAACUCUCUAGACGUUGUGCGAAGGACGAGGCUACAACGACGAUGAGGGAAGUCGAUAAAGCCGAGGUGUCAGCACAGUAUGAGGAAGAACAGUCUUAUCGCACGUCUGCGUCGGCUGUCGUAGAACAACAAGUGACCGAAAACACACGUGUGAAAUGCUCUGCACCCUCCAGUAAUGAUGCUGGUAAGGAGCCUAAUCAAGCCAACGUAGCCGAGUCCGACGAGAAAGUGGCCUGUGCUGUGAGUGAAAAAUACAAACAUUGCAGGGUGCCCGUUGAAGAGAUUGUGCGCCGAACAUUUGGCGGCUCCCUCUGCGAGGCUGAAAUUCAGCGCAUACUCAACGACGUGCCACCCAAUUUUUUUUUAACACAUGAGGAGACGUUGUUAAUGCAACAAAAACGUGUUGAAGAGGAGCGGCUCGAAACACUUGAGCGCUUGCGGCGUCAGCAACAAAUCAGGCAGUAG
Messenger RNA from Trypanosoma grayi, 618 nucleotides. Its product is annotated as putative protein kinase. The record is from RefSeq and is a predicted model, not a curated record. The transcript has a single exon. NCBI's taxonomy places the organism in Eukaryota, Euglenozoa, Kinetoplastea, Trypanosomatida, Trypanosomatidae. Bases 1 to 618 code for a protein of 205 amino acids.